AGAUUGUUCUUUGAUCGAGAAAAGUAUUAUCUCCAUCAUUCUUCGAUGAAAAUGUUAGACAAACUAUACUGACGUUGUUUUGCUUAAAAAAAUAUUUUAAAAUUAUAUAUAUAAUUAUUUUUUAAAAAUAUUAUGUAUGCAUAAAAUUCAAAUUUAAUAUAUAGGUUUUAAAAUAUUAAAGUUUAAGAAAGAGAAAAGAUUUGACCCUAAACCCAACUAACAAAGAGGAAGAGAUCCCUCAGAAGCAAGAAGCAAAAAGAAAAAAGAAAAACCACGUGGCAUUCAUUCAUAGCGAGUUUCCAAAAUCACACUAUUUCCAUAAUCGCUCUAUUUCUCUCCAUUUUCUUCUUUCUUCUUCUUCUUCUUCUUCUUCUUCUUCAAAACAGUCUGAAAGAUUUUCUCCCCUCAUUUUACUUCACCACUCCAAAUUCUUCACAAUGCCUCGAAUCAGCAACAACCUCGUUGGAAUCCUCAACUUCGUCACCUUCUUACUCUCGAUCCCAAUUCUCUGGGCCGGCGUUUGGCUCAGCAAACAAGGAAGCACCGAAUGUGAGAAGUAUUUAGACAAACCCAUUAUCAUCAUCGGCGUUUUUCUCUUGUUGGUUUCUCUCGCCGGUCUUCUCGGUGCUUGCUGUCGAAUCUCAUGGCUUUUAUGGGUCUACCUUCUUGUUAUGUUUGUUCUUAUUGUUAUUCUCUUUGCUUUCACCAUUUUCGCUUUUGUCGUCACUAACAAAGGCGCCGGUGAGGUCUUGUCUAAUCGGGGUUAUAAGGAGUAUAGGCUUGGGGAUUACUCUGGUUGGUUGCAGAAGAGAGUGAACAAUAAUAAAAAUUGGAAUAAAAUCAAGAGCUGCUUGAUUGAUGGGAAGAUCUGUUCUACCUUUGCUGAUAAGUAUAUUAAGGAUACUGUUGAACAGUUUUAUCAGGAGAAUUUGUCUGCUCUUCAGUCGGGUUGCUGUAAACCUUCCAAUGACUGCAAUUUCACUUAUGUGAGCCCAGUUGUCUGGAACAGGACUGCUACAAACUCGCCCAACCCGGACUGUAAUUUGUGGGAAAAUGAUCCCAAUGUUCUGUGCUUCAAUUGCCAGGCUUGCAAGGCUGGGUUGCUUGAUAAUAUUAAGAGCAACUGGAAGAAGGUUGCUGUUGUGAACAUUGUAUUUCUCGUCUUUCUCAUUAUCGUCUACUCGGUUGGCUGCUGUGCUUUCCGGAACAACAGAGAGGACCAUGCUUAUCAACGGCAAUGGAAGUGAUCUCAAGCCAUAGUUCUGUAAGCAUUCUCGUUGUUUAGUUUGCCCUUUUCUCGAAUUCCCCUCGAUGUAUAUUGUUUUUCUCCCCUCCCUUUUUGGAGGUCGUGAUUUUGUUUGUUUGACUUUGAUCUGCUGUUUUCUUUGGAGAUAUGAUGAUUUGUAGUGUUGACAUUGAUUGUCUCUCUCUGUUCUUCCAUUUUGUGAAUGUUGGUUAGAUUCUGGUUAGUGUAACAUGAUUUUUUGUGUAA
Molecule: messenger RNA, 1492 nt
Organism: Cucumis melo (muskmelon)
Lineage: Eukaryota; Viridiplantae; Streptophyta; Magnoliopsida; Cucurbitales; Cucurbitaceae
Product: tetraspanin-8
Exons: 2
Coding region: 438-1247 (269 amino acids)
Biological process (GO): auxin-activated signaling pathway
Cellular component (GO): plasma membrane; plasmodesma
Source: RefSeq, a predicted model, not a curated record